ACUAUCAAGUAGUUAAAGAGACGUUCAGUAACGAUACUCAAUGAUUCUUUGGCGAGAAACAUUGCUUACGAAAUAUUUGUUGAAUUAUAUUUGCUCGGUGUAAAUACGCCUUUAGGCACAGCUGAUAAAGAGCUGUUUCGAGAUCAACAAGUCAGUGUUUUAUCAGCCGUUGCGUAAAAUGGCAAACCACGUGAGAAGCUUGUUUUUACAAGGUGGUCGUUUGUGUCGCAUCAACACCACGAGGCAAAUCUCCGUCUCCGCGUCUCUUCAAACAAAACCCGUUUUCAAAUGGGAGGAUCCGUUCGAUUUGGAGUCGCAGCUGACGCAGGACGAGAUCCUGAUGAGGGAUCAAUUCCGUACGUACUGCCAAGAGCGUCUUUUGCCGCGCGUGAUCGAGGCGAAUCGGCAAGAACAUUUCGAUCGGAGCAUCGUUAGGGAAAUGGGUCAACUCGGUGUACUAGGCUGCACGAUGAAGGGUUACGGUGGCGCCGGGGCGUCCUGGGUGGCUUACGGGCUUCUCGCCAAAGAGAUCGAGAGCGUCGACAGCGGAUAUCGAUCCGCGUUAUCGGUGCAGACCUCUCUCGCAUGCGGCGCAAUUGACUUGCACGGCACUAACGCUCAGAAGGAGCGAUUCCUUCCUAAAAUGAUUUCCGGGGAAAAGAUCGGUUGCUUCGGCUUAACGGAACCAAAUCACGGCAGCGAUAUUGGAUCUAUGGAGACUAAAGCCACUUACGAUUCCGACAGAAAAGUUUACAAACUGAGCGGCAGCAAAACAUGGAUUACGAAUUCACCCAUCGCCGAUGUGUUGGUGAUAUGGGCGAAAUGUGACGACGGUCAGAUCCGCGGAUUUAUCGUCGAGAGGGAAGCCGCGGGCGAUCGUUUAUCCACUCCAAAGAUCCAGGGAAAAUUCUCCCUGAGGACAAGCGUCACCGGGAUGAUUCUGAUGGACAAUGUAAUCGUGCCUGAGGAAAAUUUGUUGAAUGUUCAAGGACUUAAAGGACCGUUCAGUUGUUUAAACAACGCUCGAUACGGCAUCAGUUGGGGCGCGUUGGGCGCGGCAGAGACUUGCCUGAAGAUCGCGCGAUCGUACACCCUCGAUCGGAAGCAGUUCCAAAGGCCGCUGGCGGCGAAUCAACUCGUGCAGAAGAAACUGGCGGACAUGAUGUCCGAGAUCGCGCUCGGUCUUCAGUCUUGCCUGCGAGUCGGUAGAUUGAAGGACGAGAACAGAAUCGCGCCGGAAAUGAUUUCCAUCUUAAAGAGAAACUCGACCGGCAAAGCGCUCGAGAUUGCGCGUUCCGCGAGAGAUAUGCUGGGUGGAAAUGGGAUUUCGGAUGAGUAUCACGUAAUCAGACACGUGAUGAAUCUGGAGACCGUGAAUACUUAUGAAGGCACGAGCGACGUUCACGCGUUAAUUCUCGGAAGGGCAAUUACGGGUAUUUCUGCAUUCGCGGGAUGAAUGAUUCUUUGAACAAAAUUAAGAGAACUGUGCGUAAUACGCAUGCCAUCAAUCCUUAUUUGUAUAAUUGAUUGAAGUUUUGUAAUUAAUAUUGAAAAUAUAAAAAUUUUUUUAUAUCCCU
Linepithema humile (Argentine ant) is the source of this 1577-nucleotide messenger RNA. RefSeq names its product glutaryl-CoA dehydrogenase, mitochondrial. Gene Ontology annotation, molecular function: glutaryl-CoA dehydrogenase activity; fatty-acyl-CoA binding; flavin adenine dinucleotide binding. The record is from RefSeq and is a predicted model, not a curated record. NCBI's taxonomy places the organism in Eukaryota, Metazoa, Arthropoda, Insecta, Hymenoptera, Formicidae. Gene Ontology annotation, biological process: fatty-acyl-CoA biosynthetic process; fatty acid beta-oxidation using acyl-CoA dehydrogenase. Gene Ontology annotation, cellular component: mitochondrial inner membrane.